AUGAAAUCUUUUACUUUAAUGGUCCUCCUUGCUAUGUGUUAUAUAUCCAAUGUAACUUCUCAAGGAGCUGGCCAGGUAUACUGUGGAAGAAGACUGGCGAUGACUCUGGCCAUGCUGUGUGACAAUAGUUUAAUAAAGAGGUCCGAGCCUCAGUACAUUCCCGAGAGCAGCUUCACGUUCCCAUGGAUCUCGUCUCAUCGAGCACACAGCAUGGGUCGGAGCAAGAGACAGGUGGUGUCCGAGUGUUGUGAUAAACCUUGCUCCGUGGACGAACUGCUGGCUUACUGUGGAUAUUAG
Molecule: messenger RNA, 297 nt
Organism: Danaus chrysippus (African queen)
Lineage: Eukaryota; Metazoa; Arthropoda; Insecta; Lepidoptera; Nymphalidae
Source: the annotation of a GenBank genome assembly